AUGCUCGGUCCGGUUCUGAUCUGCGAGAGCCGGAUCUGCGAGCUCCUUUUUCGUCAGAUCAUGAACAGCAAGGUCCCGAUCCGUGAAGCGAGCUCCUUUUCUGAUGGAGACGCGCCUCAGGGCCCCACCACCGCCACUGGAGGUCCUCAGGUUGCCUUGAACAAGAUCUUUCACCACAUUGCCAACAACACCGUGCCCGAGUCGAUUCGACAUGCCCUUUGCUCCAUCAACUACACUAUCCUGGAGAAGGCCAAUGGCAAGUUUCGACCCGUGGGCACGGAUUCCAUCUUCAACAAGGUUGUCAACCGCGCUCUGCUCGAGCAACAGCAGCCCCAUAUUGCCCACUUGCUACAGGCCAGUCCAGAGCUGGCUGUCGGAGUCAAGGACGGCAUUUCAGCAGCGGUUGGCAUGGCCUUUGGUGAGCUUCAAGCCUGUGAGUCUACCCCGGGCUGGACCAUGCUCUCCCUCGAUUUCAAGAGUGCCUUCAACUACACCGACCGAGCACGGCUGCACGAGAUUGUGGCCGACAAGGUCCCUGGCCUCUUGCGCGCCUUUGAACGACACUAUGCUCGACCCACUACCCACUGCAUUGUCGACAAGUUCUUCAAGGUGAUUGACAUUGAUGUUGGCCAAGGCAUUGUGCAGGGCAACGAGCUAUCGCCCUUCUUCUUUGCCCUGUACUCCUGUGGGGUCCUGGGUCUCCGCGACGCCACCACUGACUAUCGCUGCAAGGUCAUCAAGUACCUCGACGACAUUGUACUGAUGGGUCCCGCGGAGGACGUGGCGGCCGACGUCGAGAUUAUCAAGGCUCCGGGCGAACACAGUGAGAGUGAGCAAGAUGUUCUUCUCAGCGAUCCCGCUCCGCCCAUCGCUGCCAACGUGCUGGAUGCCCAGCGCAAGGUCCUGCUGAAGACAUCUGGCCACAGGCAACUCCUCGCCUGCCCAUUUGGGCUUUGCAAAUGCAAGGGGCCCCGCCUUGACCGCAAAGCCUGGGUCAAUCAUGUACUACGCGAGCACCCCUACGACGAGCAAGCCACUGAUCUGGUCAAGCAGGUGAUGGAGGCCAAAUUGGUCGCCCAGUGCAACAAGUGUCACCUCUUCUUCGAAGCUGCUGGUAUCAGUCAACACCGCUCCCGAUGUGGUGCCAAUCUGAAGCGAGCGACCGAGGCGUUGUUUCAUGCGGCUGGACACGACCUGCUUGAGAUUAUGCGUGGCGCUUGGCCCCAACAGUGUGUAGGGUCUCGCAUCAGUGUCUGCGAGCUGCUCAAGCUCGCCCGGCAUCCACUGAUGCAGCGCAGCCGCUACCCAUCCAACGCCACCGAGACCAAGCUGAUGGCUGCCACCCUGAGCCAGCUGUAUUG
This is a messenger RNA of Monosiga brevicollis MX1, 1361 nucleotides long. RefSeq lists its product as uncharacterized. Gene Ontology annotation, molecular function: RNA binding; structural constituent of ribosome. The transcript is spliced from 2 exons. Gene Ontology annotation, cellular component: mitochondrial small ribosomal subunit; ribosome. Gene Ontology annotation, biological process: translation. Lineage: Eukaryota; Choanoflagellata; Craspedida; Salpingoecidae. The annotation marks the transcript as partial. The record is from RefSeq and is a predicted model, not a curated record.